AUGUGCUUCAUGAUGAGCGUGUCCUGGCUGCUGCUGCUGCUGGUUCUCAGCGUGGGAGCUGCGGUCCACAAAGCAGAGGUUUCCCUGGAGGACCAAGGCUCUCGCCUGCGAGGCCUCUGGAAGCUGCACAUGAGGGACGGCCUGCAGAAGGGGAAAGCUUCUGAUCCUCCUCCAAUCGGAGAAGAGGUCAAACAACAGUUGCUCUACUGCCGCGUCGGGAUUGGCUACCAUCUCCAGAUCCUUCCCAGUGGCUCUGUAGGAGGCGUCCACAAACCCACUGAGCACUGUUGGCUGAAGGUGUUUGCUAUGAAACACGGAGUGGUGGGAAUCAGAGGAGUCAAGAGUGCCUUGUACCUGUGUAUGAAUGGUGAAGGACUGGCCUAUGCAACGGAGCAGUUUUCUGACGACUGCCUGUUGAAGGAGCACCUGGAAGAGAAUCACUACACCACCUACUCCUCUCUGUCUCACCCCGGCUUCUAUCUGGCUCUCUCCCACAAGGGAGUGCUCAGGAAGGGCUCCAGUGUGGGCCGCCACCAGGCCUGCACCCACUUCCUCCCUCGGAGAAAGUCGUGA
Messenger RNA from Pseudoliparis swirei, 573 nucleotides. RefSeq names its product fibroblast growth factor 9 (gene fgf9). Lineage: Eukaryota; Metazoa; Chordata; Actinopteri; Perciformes; Liparidae. Bases 1 to 573 code for a protein of 190 amino acids. The record is from RefSeq and is a predicted model, not a curated record. Gene Ontology annotation, biological process: animal organ morphogenesis; regulation of cell migration; fibroblast growth factor receptor signaling pathway. Gene Ontology annotation, cellular component: cytoplasm. The transcript is spliced from 4 exons. Gene Ontology annotation, molecular function: growth factor activity; fibroblast growth factor receptor binding.